This is a messenger RNA of Dermacentor andersoni, 4321 nucleotides long. RefSeq names its product N-alpha-acetyltransferase 15/16 (gene Naa15-16). Lineage: Eukaryota; Metazoa; Arthropoda; Arachnida; Ixodida; Ixodidae. The record is from RefSeq and is a predicted model, not a curated record. Gene Ontology annotation, biological process: N-terminal peptidyl-methionine acetylation. Gene Ontology annotation, cellular component: cytoplasm; NatA complex. Gene Ontology annotation, molecular function: protein binding.
AGGAUACAAUGGCAAUGCCGUGCGUCCGCCAUUCACGCUUUUUACCACGCGGUUCUGACACGAGUGUUAUCGGAAGGAGUCCUCUGUGAAAUUCCCCGGUUCCUCUCUUGGCUCCGGGAUGUCUCCCAGCCAACCGCUACCACCAAAAGAGAAUGCCCUAUUUAAAAGAAUAUUGAAAUGCUACGAACACAAACAAUACAAGAAUGGGUUAAAAUUUGCCAAGCAGAUUUUAACCAACCCGAAGUUCGCGGACCAUGGAGAAACGUUGGCUAUGAAAGGGCUGACUCUGAACUGCCUAGGGAGAAAAGACGAAGCUUAUGAAUACGUUCGGAAAGGGCUCCGGAACGACCUCAAGAGCCAUGUCUGCUGGCAUGUGUAUGGCUUACUACAGAGGUCAGACCGCAAGUACGAUGAAGCCAUCAAGUGCUACAGGAAUGCUCUCAAAUGGGACAAAGAUAAUAUUCAGAUUCUUCGGGAUUUGUCACUGCUUCAGAUCCAGAUGCGGGAUUUGGAAGGAUAUAGGGACACUAGGUACCAAUUGUUCAUGCUGCGGCCAACACAGAGGGCAUCGUGGAUUGGGUUCUCGAUGUCGUAUCACUUGCUUAAGGACUACGAUAUGGCGCUCAAGAUAUUGGAAGAGUUUAGGAAAACACAAACAAAGCGUGGGUACGACUACGAACACAGUGAACUAUUGCUCUAUCAAAACAUGGUGAUGCGAGAGGCUGGCGAACUAGAUGAGGCACUUGGCCAUUUAGCACGCAAUGAGGAGCAGAUCUGCGACAAGCUGUCUGUGCUUGAAACAAGAGCAAACCUGCUGAUGCAGGUGGGCCAGUAUACAGCGGCCGAGACAAUAUACAGGGAGCUGUUGAACAGAAAUCCUGAGAACCACGAAUACUAUCAUGGCCUGAUGAAAGCACUACGGCAACAGGGUGUUGAAGAUGAACUCAAGCUGUUUGAGGAAAGCCAGGAGAAGUUCCCCAGGGCACAAACGCCUCGGAGACUGCCACUCAAUUUUGCCACAGGUGAAACGUUUCGCACACUAGUUGACAAGUACAUGCGGAAAGCACUUCACAAAGGUGUACCGCCACUCUUCGUGGACCUUAGGCCUCUCUACAAGAGUCCAGAAAGAGUAAAAAUUAUCGAGCAGUUGCUGACCGGUUAUAUUAGUUCACUAAAGAAGUACGAGGUCUUUUCUGAAAAAGAAAAGGACUCAGACGAAAAGGAACCUGCCACGGCGCUCUUGUGGACUUACUACUAUGCAGCACAGCACUACGACUACCUGGGCUGCACUGCCAAAGCUUUAGACCUCAUAAAUGCGGCCAUUGAGCACACGCCAACGCUCAUUGAGCUGUUUGUCUCCAAGGCUAGGAUAUACAAGCAUGCUGGUGAUAUCCAUGAAGCCUUGAGGUUUCUGGAUGAAGCCCAAGCUCUGGACACGGCGGAUCGCUACAUCAACUCGAAAUGUGCAAAGUACAUGUUGCGGGCAAACCUAAUCAAGGAGGCAGAGGACAUGUGUGCAAAGUUCACUAGAGAAGGGGUGUCUGCAGUGGAGAACUUGAACGAGAUGCAGUGCAUGUGGUUCCAGACCGAAUGUGCCAUGGCCUACCAGCGGUUAGGCAAAUGGGGUGAGGCCCUCAAGAAGUGCCACGAGGUGGAUAGGCACUUUUCGGAAAUAAUGGAAGACCAGUUUGACUUCCACACAUACUGCAUGCGCAAGAUGACACUACGUGCUUACGUGAGUCUCCUAAGGCUGGAGGACGUGCUCAGGGCUCAUCCUUUCUACUUCAAGGCUGCCAGGGUAGCCAUCCAGGUGUACCUUCAGCUUCACGACCACCCUGUUGCGGAAACGGAGGCGGCAGAAGAGAUCAACACGGCCAACAUGGCCCCUGGCGAGCUGAAGAAGCUGAAGAGCAAGCAGCGCAAGGCCCGGCGGCGAGCCGAGCAGGAGAAGGAGAAGCAGACGCUGGCGCAGGAGAAGCAGAAGUCCCGGCAAGCCCAGCAGGCGCAGCAGGCGCAGCAGCAGCAGGACGGCGGCGAGAUGGACGGCCUGCGGGACGAGGAGCUGCUGCCCGACAAGCUGGCCAGGACAGAAGAGCCGCUGGAGCAGGCAAUCCAAUUUCUGCGGCCACUGCAACAGCUGGGUGCCCAGCGGCUGGAGACUCACCUGCUGGCGUUUGAAAUCUACCUUCGCAAGAACCGACCCCUGCUUAUGCUGCAGUCCAUCAAGCGGGCUUUCCGCCUCGACCCUCAGUGCCCCCGUCUGCAUGCACACAUGUGCACUUUCCACAGCCUUGUCUCCCAAAGGAAGGACCUCCCAGGGCCUAUUGUGACUGUGCUGGAGAAAGAGAUGGCUGAACUGUACCAGUCAAAGAAUGCACAGCAGCUGAAUGAAGAGUUCCUGGCUCAGCAUUCACGCUCAUUCCCACACUUGCUUGAAGGCUGCCGCAUGAUGUACUUCCUGGACACAUCCACACAGAAGCAAGCUCUUCAGAUGGUGACAUCACUAAACAAUGACUUGGAAGGAGUCACUAUUGAGAACUGCUUGCGAACACUUGAGUGCCUGACCAAGGGAGACAUGGGUUCAUGUGAAGCGGAGCUGGCACUUUUCCGUGCUGCUUGCCACGAGCGCUUUCCUUUGGCCACCGCAUUCCGACCACCACAGUCGACAGUCAAUCACGUACGGCCAGAAGAAUGACCCCGGGGUCUCCGGCCGUGCCAUGCAAGUCCCCCCCUCAUCCAGUGCCUCUGCUAGGCGUGGUCCACAGGCACAGGCGAAGACGACCUCCUCUGCUCUCCGUGUGGCACCAGGCCCAGCCCACACACAGUGAGAGAGGAAAACUACCACCGUCGUAGAAAUCAUCUUCAAACUUGCUCCUCUCGACCAUGGCACCAUAUGUGGCUGUGAGUGUUUGGUGUCAUCGGACGAUGCUAAAAGCGCCGAAGCUGCAGAAUAAAAGGACGGUUUCCUUUUCAGACUCUGAACACCAAGGGUGGGAUUGUUCAAGUGUUUAGGACGGGGUAUACAUGUUUUUUGGUUAUUUUCUCCUUGGCAGUGAAAAAUGGACUGUACUGUGGCAUGCCGGAACAAAGGACCCCUUGCUGGGUGUAUGUCUUAGGUACCACCGACACUGUCAUGGCUCAGUGCGAUGGUCUACCUCUGGUAUGAACAGGUGUGCUGAACAGUCUGCCUUGUGUGCUGCGACGUCAGGAGGUCCAUAGUGGGACAGUUGUGUGGGCAAGCAGCAGCCUGUGGGAAAAGAGACAGCAUCUGUGACUGCUGUUAAAUAUUGGAGCUAUUCGUGAGACGUCCAUUGGCAUGGACGUCAAAACAGUUUGAAUUGGUGUACCAGUAGAGACGUGUUACAUUGAAUCAGAUGUACCUUUUCUGCAGUGAGAUUUCAUUUAUGACAACAGCAGAGAGUGACUUUACUUUUUAGCAAUGUUUGGAGAAGCACUUCAGUUGCAAAAGCAAUAUUAGAAAUGCAGUAAAAUCUUUUCCUAGUGAUGCAACGCUGGGUUACGGAUAUCGGCAGCAAUAGAAUUUCCUUGGUAAUGUUCUUGUAAAAAUUAUAUUGAUCUUAGUCUUCAAAAGGCUGUAACAUUGUCGGCCAUAGCUGUUGGUGUGUGUUGGCGCAUUCACUGGAAUGCAUGUCUUUAUAUCGGUGGGUCAUGACAGCAGCUGGACGUUUUUAAUUGGAAACCAAAGUAUACCUGUCUAGUGGCUUUGGGAGUGGCACAUUGUGGGCCCUCUGUGUUUCCCUUGUUUUAGGAAAGAAUCGCAGGUACACUGUGGAACAGUUGAGCAAACAAGGUAGGUUGCUAGAUAAUGCAGCAAAAGUGCUUGACAAGAAAAGUGUAUAAGCCGACUUCGUGUUUACAGUGAAAAGUAGCACAGACUGCCUGCUUAUGGCACAUUCUGUGGAUCUGUGUGGUAUGAAGCUGGUGCUGGUGCACUUGCAUUCCCUGAAUGCACACGACAACACUUGAAGGAAACUGUGUGCCGUCAGUAUGCUUGAGGACAUGCCCGUUCACGAAAGUCCAGCCUCACUGGACACUUGGAGACGCCUUUUGUACAACGCUUGCGCCCACACAACAUGCGGUCGCACGAAGGUCAUGUAUAACGACAUCCAGUUGAAGUCUGUCCUUGCGAUUGCGAGGUCUGUUAUUGGCUGCAACCUAGGGACCUUUUGUCCCUGAGUCAUCGCCUAGUUGAUUUCCUUGAGUUUUGACUCAUCCGCGUUCUUGUUCCUUCUUUAUUUUUUUUUUCUACGCGAAGAGUGAUUGGUGCCGUGUUUGAAAUAAAAAAAAUAUGCUGCAAUGA